Molecule: messenger RNA, 798 nt
Organism: Nannizzia gypsea CBS 118893
Lineage: Eukaryota; Fungi; Ascomycota; Eurotiomycetes; Onygenales; Arthrodermataceae
Exons: 2
Coding region: 1-798 (265 amino acids)
Biological process (GO): protein targeting to membrane; ubiquitin-dependent protein catabolic process via the multivesicular body sorting pathway; protein targeting to vacuole
Cellular component (GO): ESCRT I complex
Source: RefSeq, a predicted model, not a curated record
AUGUCAUUCCCAAACAGUGCUUCGCAAACACCUCUUCAAAACCCCCACACUCCUCCACCGCCGCCGCCGAAACAACCACAGCUAAACGAUGGCCAUCCGCCCUCCACGCCGCCAAAGGAGCCCAUACACUCGCAAACACAACCAGGCAUCGAUACCUUAGAUAUCUCAGCCCCGGGGUCAGGGCCAACAUCAGGCCGCUCAUCCGCCAUCCCCACUGGCCACCCUUUAUUCGAACAGGUACUGACACAACCUGAUACUCCCACGAUAGAAGAUAGAUGGAUCCCAGACAUAUUACAAGAUAAAUCAACUCCCGACCUGCAUGCCCUACUAUCGAAUCCGACUUUAAUAUCUGCGCUAGCAAGCACGCAUCCGGCAUCGACGCAUGCUUCGAAUAAUAUUGAAAAACUACUAGCUACCAACACAUCCCUAGCUACGCACCUGCUCGAGCUACAAUCGCAUUUAUCUGCCCUUCGAGCAUCGACCGAGUCGCUCCUUCUACAGCACCAAUCGCUUGAGGUAUCAUGGCGCAAGAAACAGACGGAAAUGGACGCUGCUUUGGAUCCAUGGUCGCCGAAGGCGUUAUAUCAGCGGCUAGUGGGUGCUGUGGCGGAGCAGGAGGCUGUUUGCAGAGCAGUUGAGGAGAGUUUUCUAGAAGAAGGGCAGCGCGGAGGAGGUGUGGCGGGGGAGAGAGAGGUUGCGGAAUGGAUUAGACGGAUUAGAACCGAGGCCGCCAAGCUGGAGGCUAGAAGAGAAGCGAGGGCACGGUGGGAUGAGGGGAGAGUGGGAGGAUGGAGGUAG